CAACAGACCUUCUACCUAUGAAAUAUCAGUGAUUGGGUCCGUAAUGCCUCCACGACUCCAACUGGGAGCGCAUCGAGGCCUCUCAUCCACAACAUACAUCAUACGCUUACCAGUGCGGCGGCCCCAGCGGAGGUUUGCAUCGAGCUCCACCGACACCCCCGAGAUAUACGAUGUGGUAUGUGUUGGAGGAGGACCGGCAGGCCUCAGCCUUUUGGCUGGAUUGAAAGCCUCUGCGAUCACGAGUGGGCUCAAAGUCGCGCUUAUAGAGGGUCAGGACUUGCAAAAAAGUCGGCUACGGAAAGAUGCGAGCCUGGACAGCUUCUCGAACAGAUGCAGCUCACUCACACCUGCCUCAGUGAAGAAUCUCCAAGAAAUUGGAGCAUGGCGUCAUGUGCACGCUUCACGCGUUCAACCCUAUCACGAGAUGCAAGUGUGGGAUGGCGUUUCCGAUGCGCGCAUUUCCUUCGACUGGGAAAGCGCACGUACUCCUUUCACUCCACGCAAACCAAGUCAGCCCACCACAAUAGCGUACAUGAUCGAGAACCUGAACACAACAACCGCUCUGUUGUCGCGGCUCGAAGAACUUGGCGGGGUUGAUAUAUAUUCUGCGACCAAAGUCGAGUCGAUAGAGCUGGGUACGGAUACACAACAGCUGGAUAUGACAUCAUGGCCCGUUGUGAGCCUUUCGAACGGCAAGAGCCUCGCCGCAAGACUUUUGGUGGGAGCGGACGGUGCCAACAGCCCUGUCCGAACCUUCGCUGGCAUUCCCUCGCGUGGUUUUGAUUACAAUCGUCAUGGUGUGGUAGCUAGCCUUCAGCUCUCUGGGCCAGGUUGGGGUGGCUUAGAUCACAAGAUUGCAUAUCAACGCUUCCUUCCCACGGGGCCCAUCGCUAUGCUGCCCCUACCUGGCAAUAUGGCGACCUUGGUCUGGAGCACAACACCCGAGCGCGCCGCCAUAUUGAAAUCUCUAUCCUCAGAUGACUUCAUCGCAAUGGUAAAUGCAGCGUUUAGACUGUCACCAACCGAUCUGGAAUAUCUACACACCCUCUCUUCUGGACAAAAGGACGAGGUUGCAUGGCGAGAAAGGCAUACUCCUGCUCAGGAACGUGCAAUUCCGCAGCGCGUCUCCUUUGUUCAACCCGGGACUGUAGCCUCCUUCCCCCUCCGAAUGCGGCACGCAGAUACCUACACUGGUGAACGAGUAGCGCUAGUUGGCGAUGCUGCUCACACCAUACAUCCUUUGGCGGGCCAGGGUCUCAAUCAAGGUCAAGGUGAUGCCGCUGCGCUCUUCCGUACCAUUUCACAUGCGGUCUCGACAGGUCAAGAUAUUGGAAGUACGCUGGCGUUGGAAAGUUACACCGCAGAUCGAUAUGCGGAGAACAAUGCUAUGCUUGGGGUGUGCGACAAAUUGCACCGCUUGUACAGUGUUGGGUCCGGUCCCCUUGUAGGUCUUCGAAGCUUGGGGUUCAGAGCAGUAGAUGCUAUAGGGCCAUUAAAAGGAUUCUUCAUGGGUAGAGCCGCAGGAGGUUCAUAA
This is a messenger RNA of Periconia digitata, 1534 nucleotides long. The record is from the annotation of a GenBank genome assembly. NCBI's taxonomy places the organism in Eukaryota, Fungi, Ascomycota, Dothideomycetes, Pleosporales, Periconiaceae.